This is a messenger RNA of Silurus meridionalis, 2183 nucleotides long. RefSeq lists its product as uncharacterized. The record is from RefSeq and is a predicted model, not a curated record. The coding region runs from base 188 to 541 and encodes 117 amino acids. Gene Ontology annotation, molecular function: GABA receptor binding; ubiquitin protein ligase binding. Lineage: Eukaryota; Metazoa; Chordata; Actinopteri; Siluriformes; Siluridae. The transcript is spliced from 5 exons. Gene Ontology annotation, cellular component: cytosol; autophagosome membrane; autophagosome. Gene Ontology annotation, biological process: macroautophagy; cellular response to nitrogen starvation; autophagosome assembly.
GAGGCGUUACUUGGUUUGUUGUUGUUUUUAGAAGUGGAAGUGGAUCGUCGACAUUUUUUUUACAAAAACAGAUUAGGACUGGGGUUCUACAUUUCAGAAUCUGGGCAUUCAGGAUCUUCCUUUUAGGAUCCGGGCAUUGUUGAAGGUUUCAGCUCAACCCCUGCUGAGGAAAAUAAAUAAAAAGAAGAUGAGUAGCCAGUACCAGCGCAGUGUUCCUUAUGAUGUGAGGAGACUGGAGGGAGAGAGAGUUCGUGCCAAACAUCCUGACAAAAUUCCGAUCAUUGUGGAGAGAGCCUCUAGAUCACGUGCCCCUGAACUCGACAAAAAGAAAUACCUCGUUCCCUCAGACCUGACAGUUGGCCAGUUGUGCUUCCUGAUCAGACAGCGAAUAUCUAUGAGGCCAGAAGAAGCGCUCUUCUUUUUCGUUAAAAAUUCGCUUCCACCUUCCAGCUCGCCGCUUUCAGUUGUUUACGAGGAACACCACGAGGAGGACCUGUUUCUGUACAUGACUUACAGCAAUGAGAGUGUGUACGGUGCCUGAAAGGAUAAAAAAAUGUUAGAACUGGAGGAAGAGGGAGCCAGUGAGGGACUUUGGGUUGUGUGAGAAGAUGUGAUGGAUUAAAAAAAAAGUGUUGUGGUGACAUUUGUAUUGUUUUACCACUAAAAAUCGAUUUCUAUGAAGCCGAGAUUACAGAGCUGAACAUCGGUUUGGUUUAAAGCAUUUAACUGGUUGGUGUUUCAGUUCUAUGGAUUUAAUAACAUUUAAUAUUUAAGUAAGGCUUUGUGAUUAUGUAUAGAAUUGAUAAAGAAAAAAAAACAGUGUAAAUGAUUUGAACAUUAGAAUGGGGAAGUUUUGAGAGUACAAAAUGAUCUCACAUUUCCAUGACUCUAACCAAGGAGCGACUCAUCUGUAUUUAAUGAAAUUAUUAUUAUUAUUUUUUUGUAAAGGUAUAUGAUAAUUUUUCUGUAAAAAAAAAAAAAAAAAAAGAAAGAAAAAGAGUCAUUUAUGCAGUGUUGUGCUGGUCUGUUUUUUUUUCUUUUUUUCUUUCUUUUUUUUUUAAAUUUCUUUCCAAAAAUCAAUUAUUUUGAGUGUUAUGCACAAAUGAGAGUUUAGAACUUAUAUAUAAAAACUAUGUAAAUACAUUGUAUGGCCAAAUGUUUGUAGACAUCUGACUUGCACACCCUUUCUGAAUAUCGUAUUUCAGUCUCCCUUUGCUGUUAUAAUAACUUCCAUUUUUCUGUGAAGGUUGUUCACUAUGUCACAGAUUUUGGAGGGUGAUUGUGGAGAUUUGUUUAUUUAGCCACAAAAGUUUUGGAUGAGUUCGUGUUUAUGUUCAUUCCAAAGGUAUUUGGGGUGUUGAGGUCAGGGCUUUAUGCAGGCCUCUGUUUUCUCCUUAAAUAUGUGAUAUUUUUUAUGUGUGCCAAAGUUAAAAUAUUUUAGCUGGCGAAUCAAGGAAGCCAGGUCUUUACAACAGUGAAGAGUGUGAGGUAAGAUGUAAUCUAAGUAGCCAAAAUGAAAAAUUUUACAACUGUUUUACAAAAGAUACGUUGAAUGUAAUAUCCAAGAAUGCAAACACAUUCAAAUAAUUCACGUGUCCAGACAAGAAAUGUUUCCAAAACCGCUUUCAGCACAUUAGGUAUAAGAAUAAAAAUGAAUAUUUGUUUAUUUUAAAUUAAAUAAUUGAUGAUGGAUACCUGUGUUUCCUGGUAGACUGAUAGUAAGUUCACUAAGAAAAGUAAUGUAUAUAACACAGUGGGAUAAAAAAAAAAAAAACCCAAAUACCAUUAUUUUGCAAUAAAGCUCUAUUAAUAAAGAGUGCAAAAAGCUCCGCACUCUGCUCUUGUUUUCACUAUUCAAGGUACCGACAAACAGCCUGUAUCUUUUGAUCAAAAUAAGCUUGGCACUUUGUAUAUAAAACCAAAAGUUUGCUCAGGUGCUGUGGCACAAGACCAUGCAGUGCUUUACACAUUAGUAGCAAUGUAAACUGGGUAAGACAAUGGUGAUGGUCAAAACACCUCAGUGAAUUAUAUACUUUUUAUUGAGGAGGAGGACAAUUAAGAAAGAAAGAGAAAGAGAAAGAGAAAAAGCUGCAAAGCACAAAGCUGUGUGUGUUUGUGUUUGAUAAUGGAAUGCUGGAAAGUGUACCAAAGAGUGGAGGUGAAUAAAGAGUGAUUGUGGAGCA